UGUUGAUUGAGAUUCACAUGCAUGUCUCACUGUUGAUAAAUCUGCUGCGCUAAUGUAAAGGAAACGUGGCUGUCCUCUCUUGAUAUUUAGAGAGCCUGGAAGACGCUAGACCGUCGAUAUUGCACCAACGUUUUAAGCUUUUGAUAACAUCUCAAGCUUUAUGAGUGGAGGCAGCACCAGGGCGGGCAUGCAUGCAGAGUACCUCCCUAUUCCUACCCACGAACGACCUACCUUGACAAGAUGCUAUGUUGAGAAAAGAUAUAUGGAAAUUGCCGUCGACCCCAAACAACAGCAAAGAACACAGGCACUUCAAAUUCGGACAGCUGCCGAUUCCAGCCCCGAUCUCGCAGUCUUCUGCCGCCGGUCUUCUACCCGACGUGACGUGCUCAUGUUCAAGUGUAACCUUAUGAAUGAUCAAAUUUGUGUGAGUGAUUUCGAUCUGCGGAGUCAUCGACGAUUGAACCAACUUCUAGACCAGAACUAGGUGAACAAAAAAAAACCCGCCCUUGCCUGCAUGCAUCUCCAACAGCAAGGCACCCUAUGAACCUAGUAGAGAAAUCCGUCAACCGAAAACUCCGUACCAAUGAGCGGCCCUCCGGAUCCUGACUCGGGAUAUAUAUCUGUGCGGGCGCGGGGUCGAGAGUGGAAUGAUGGGUGCUCCAUGAUUGCUUCACGGCAACAAGGCAAGCCAUUAACAAACCCACUCCGGCUGCACAGCUACUCCUCCGUGACGCGAGCCAAGAUGUCAUCGUGAGGAGUUCCUAAAAUCGGACACUGCUAUUCCGAUGGGGCCGCCGGCAUUUGAUCAUGGCCUGGCUGGUCCGAAUGUGUUUAUAAGUGAUCAUCAGCAUAUAUAGCGUUAUGAUUUUCGCUUACCUUUUUAUGUAUGCAGUGUUCACUGCUGGCAUCCGCACAGGAACCGGGAUCACAUACCGCUGCUGUCAAGGGUCAAGCACGCUCGUUGCACAAAGGAAAAAAAAGGGGACCGGUCUAAAACCAUUCCUUCUUUGCUCGCAGACCUGGGCAGCUAGCCACAUCUUUUGCCGCUGUACCUCGGCCGACGCACGUGCAACGACAGCCAACCACCCCUAAACAAUGAAGCACCUUGGCGUCCUCAGCAUCCUGCUGCUCCUCUCAGCGGCGGCCGAAAAGCCGUCCGAGGUGCCGUACUACGGCCGCAGCCCGCCAGUGUAUCCGUCGCCAGUCGGCAACGGCACCACCAGCCGCGAAUGGACCAACGCCUACCGCCGGGCCGCCGCGCUGGUCAGGCUCAUGACGGUGGAGGAAAAGGCCAAUGUGACGCGCGGGUACGCAGGCCCCUGCGUGGGCAACACGGGCGCCGUGCCGCGGCUCAACGUGCCGGCCAUCUGCAUGGCGGACGGUCCGGCGGGGAUAAGGGGUCAGGAGUACGUGUCGGCGUUUCCGGCAGGCAUCCACCUCGCCGCGACGUUUGACGCGGAUCUCAUGUACGAGUAUGGUGCCGCGCUGGGGAGGGAGUAUUCGUCCCGUGGCAUCAACGUCGGUCUGGGUCCGGUGGCCGGCCCGCUUGGUAGAGUGGCCAGAGCGGGGAGGAACUGGGAGGGUCUGAGCAACGAUCCGUAUCUUGCCGGCGUUGGCAUGGGCGCCGUGACCAGGGGUAUGCAGGACUCUGGUGUCAUCUCGACGCCGAAGCACUGGCUUCUCAACGAGCAGGAGUUUAGGCGGCGACAGUCGGACCUUGGAGAGGCCAUCAGCUCGAAUGUGGAUGACAGGACCCUCCACGAGCUUUACGUCUGGCCCUUUAUGGACAGCCUGCGCGAAGGUGCGGGCUCCGUCAUGUGCUCGUACCAGCGCGCAAACCACUCGUACGGCUGCCAAAACUCCAAACUGAUGAACGGCAUCCUCAAGAUGGAGCUCGGGUUCGAGGGCUUCGUGGUCUCGGACUGGGAGGCGCAAAACUCGGGGGUCGCGUCGGCCAACGCCGGGCUCGACGUCGUCAUGCCGCGCGCCGGACUCUGGGGCGACAAGCUGGUCGAGGCGGUCAACAACGGCAGCGUCAGCCACGAGCGCCUCGACGACAUGGCCACGCGGCUGCUGGCGAGCGUGCACCUCCUCGACCAGGAGUUCAGCUACCCGUCGCCGGGCGUCUACAACAACCUGCAGCAGCACUUCCCCCGCAACGUCCAGCGCGACCACGCCCGCCUGAUCCGCCGCAUCGGCGCCGCCGGCACGGUCCUGGUCAAGAACGUCAACAAGACGCUGCCCCUCAAGGGCGGGCCAGACUUCCUCGCCGUGUACGGCUACGACGCCACCGUCAACGCCGUGCCGUGGAAGAACCGCGACCGCUACGGCGGCGGUUACGAGGUCAACUGGGGCUGGGAGACCUUCAACGGCACGCUCAUCACCGGCGGGGGGUCCGGCGGCAACACGCCCCCCUACGUCGUCUCGCCGUUCCAGGCGCUGCAGGAGCGCGCCUCUCGUGAGGGCGGCAUCCUGCGCUGGGACUUUUGGUCCGAGGACCCCGAGACGCCCUACGUCAACGCCGACGCGUGCCUGGUCUUCAUCAACGCCUACGCCUCGGAGUCGUUUGACCGGCUCAGCCUGACCGACGCCCAUAGCGACAGGCUGGUGCACAACGUCGCCGGCAUGUGCGGCAACACCAUCGUCGUGGUGCACUCGGCCGGCAUCCGCACCGUCGACGCCUGGCACGACCACCCCAACGUGACUGCCAUCAUCUUCGCCGGCCUCCCCGGCCAGGAGAGCGGGCAUGCCAUCGUCGACGUGCUGUACGGCGACGUGAACCCGACCGGCCGGCUGCCCUACACGAUUGCGCGCAGGGAGGAGGACUACGGCAAGCUGCUCAACUCGUCGACGUCGUUCGACUUCUUCGCCGAGGACAACUUCGACGAGGGCCUGUACAUCGACUACCGCGCCUUCGACAAGGAAAACAUCCAGCCGCUGUACGAGUUCGGCUUCGGGCUGUCCUACACCACCUUUUCGUACCAGGCUCUCUCCGCGACCGUGCUGCCCGCCGAGUCCCUGGCCUCGUCGUCCAAGCUGGCCGAGUACCCGGACCCGGCCGUGCGGAUCAUCCAAGGCGGCCACCCGGACCUGUGGGAAAAGGUCGCGCUCGUGAGGGCGCGCAUCGGCAACACGGGCCCCGUCGCCGGCACCGAGGUGGUGCAGCUGUACCUGGGCGUGCCGGGCGACGAUUCGCCCGUGCGACAGCUGCGAGGGUUCGCGCACGUCGGGCCGCUCGCGCCGGGAGAGGAGCGCAGUGUCGUGCUCGAGCUGACGAGGAGGGACCUGAGCGUCUGGGACGUCGUGGCGCAGCAGUGGCGGAUGAGGAGGGGAGAGUACAAGGUGUUUGUUGGGGCCAGCAGUCGAGACAUUAAGCUUAAUGGGGCCUUUACUAUUUGAAGGUUUUCGAAACAAGAACGAAAAAAAAAACUUGGUUAGGUUAAGUCAGGAAAAGUUAAUGUCGUCAAUGUAAUUGCCUCGUGAGAUUGAAUUCAUGCCGUAAAAGCGUUGCUUUCCAGUAAAUAAACAACUCUUGGUUCUACAGAUAAAUCUUUCGAUCAGGCACCUUUGUUUGAUUUGGU
Pyricularia oryzae 70-15 is the source of this 3581-nucleotide messenger RNA. RefSeq names its product beta-glucosidase 1. Gene Ontology annotation, molecular function: beta-glucosidase activity. Bases 1096 to 3399 code for a protein of 767 amino acids. Lineage: Eukaryota; Fungi; Ascomycota; Sordariomycetes; Magnaporthales; Pyriculariaceae. Gene Ontology annotation, biological process: glucan catabolic process. The transcript is spliced from 2 exons. The record is from RefSeq and is a predicted model, not a curated record.